This is a messenger RNA of Colletotrichum graminicola M1.001, 267 nucleotides long. RefSeq lists its product as uncharacterized. Bases 1 to 267 code for a protein of 88 amino acids. Lineage: Eukaryota; Fungi; Ascomycota; Sordariomycetes; Glomerellales; Glomerellaceae. The record is from RefSeq and is a predicted model, not a curated record. Gene Ontology annotation, molecular function: transmembrane transporter activity. The transcript has a single exon. Gene Ontology annotation, cellular component: membrane.
AUGGAUGGAAACAGGAACUGCAUUGACCGGAACAACAUCGCGAUCGCGCGCCUGGCCGGCCUCGAGCGCGAUCUCAAGCUGGACCCGGACUCGGGCCAGUUCCAGACGGCGGUGAGCAUCUUGUUCUUCGGCUACCUGCUCAUGCAGGUGCCCUCGAACCUGUUCCUCAACAUGAUCGGGAAGCCCGCGCUGUACCUGCCCACCUGUGUAAGUCAAAGCACAGCGAAGCAAGAAAGAAAAAAAAGCCCCUCCGUCGCGCCUUGGUAA